GAGAUGCUAGCAGGCAGCUCUCAGCAGCAGGAAACUGGCGAUUUAAUGUCAAAAAACGGAGGAAGAUAAAUCUCACAGCCACCCGGAGAGAAAAGUGAACCUCCGAGGUUCAUCCCAGAGCCGAGAAACCAACAUUUAGCUCACGGUGUCAGCUCGGCGGCAGCAGCAGGAUGAGCGGCGCCGCUCUGGGCAUCGAGAUCGUGGUGGUGUUCUUCCUGGCGCUGUUCCUGCUGCAUCGCUAUGGAGACUUCAGGAAGCAGCAGCGCAUGGUGCUGUUCGGCACGCUGCUGGCCUGGUACCUGUGCUUCCUCAUCGUCUUCAUCCUGCCGCUGGACGUCAGCACGACCAUCUAUAAGCAGUGUAAGAUCGACCAUGAGGAGCCCAUCUCUGUUCCUACCGUCACCUCGUUACCAGCCAAUCACACAGUGAACUCGACGGUUUCACCCACUAAAAGCGCCCCGAAGCCCUGCUACAAACCCUGGAGUUACAUCCCUGAUGGCAUCAUGCCCGUGUUCUGGAGGGUGGUGUACUGGACGUCUCAGUGUCUCACAUGGCUGCUGCUGCCCUUCAUGCAGUCCUACGCGCGCUCCGGAGGCUUCUCCAUCACCGGCAAGAUUAAAACGGCGCUCAUAGAGAACGCCAUUUACUACGGGACCUACCUGCUGAUCUUCGGCUCGCUGCUCAUCUACGUGGCUGUUCACCCUCAGUGGCACCUGUCCUGGUACGAGCUGCAGACCAUCGGGAUCACGGCGGCCAACACCUGGGGCCUGUUCCUGCUGGUGCUGCUGCUGGGCUACGGCCUGGUGGAGAUCCCUCGCUCCUACUGGAACGCCUCGCGACACGGACACCUGCUCAUCAAGACCUACUUCAAGGCCUCCAAGCUGAUGACGGAGAAGGCGGACGCAGAGGAGAACCUGGAGGACGUCAUGGAGGAGGUGAGAAAAGUCAGCGAGUCCAUCAAGUACAACCAUCCGCUGAGGAAGUACAUCGACACCAUCCUCAGGAAAUGUCCCCUGGACUACCAAGAGAAGAUGGGCAGGAACAUGGACGACUACGAGGACUUUGAUGACAAACAGAACACCUACCCCAGUGAGAAGAGCCUGGUGAAGCUGCACAAACAGGUGAUCUAUGCGGUGCAGAGACACAAUAGGACUCGUGUCCAGUGGCAGAUCCUCCUGCAGCAGGCCAUCCACCUGGAGGACGUGGCCAAGAACGAGACCAGUUCCUCCCACCAGUUCGUCCACAGCUUCCCGUCCUCGGAGCCGGCCGGCUGGUUCAGCAGAUACGUGUACACACCGACUGCAGAGUGGUACUGGGAGUGUCUCCUGAAGUGCUGGUUCUACCGGCUGCUGUCCGUGGUGCUGACCCUGUUCAGUGUGGCUGUCGUCUGGUCUGAGUGCACCUUCUUCAGCACCCGGCCCGUCCUCUCCCUGUUUGCUGUGUUCAUCCAGCUGGCUGAGAGAGAUUACAACUACCUGUACAUAGAGAUGGCGUGCUUCAUCACCAUCUUCUUCCUGUGUACCUGUGUGUACUCCACCGUGUUCCGUAUCCGUGUUUUUAACUACUACUACCUGGCCUCGCACCACCAGACGGACGCCUACAGCCUGCAGUUCAGCGGCAUGCUGUUCUGCCGCCUGACGCCUCCUCUGUGUCUGAACUUCCUGGGUCUGAUCCACAUGGACUCGGCCAUCUCCCACCAGCAGAAGGAGCAGACGGCCUACACCUCGAUCAUGGGCUCCAUGCGUGUUCUCUCCUUCAUCGCCAACGGCUUCUACAUCUACUACCCCAUGCUGAUCGUCAUCCUCUGCAUCGCCACCUACUUCAGCCUGGGGACGCGCUGCCUCAACCUCCUGGGCUUCCAGCAGUUUGUGGGCGACAGCGAGAUGACCUCUGACCUGAUCGACGAGGGCAAGGAGCUGAUCCGCCGGGAGAAGAGGAAGCGGCAGAGGAUCGAGGACGGAGAGAACCGACGCAGAGAGUGGAAGGAGCGCUAUGGGAACCAGAGGGAGGAGUACACAGCGAGGAACCGCAACUGUCAUGAGAUGAAGGAGACGAGUUAUUCUGACAACGUGACGCCGAAGGACAACAGGCAGGCUAAGUAUUGCCGCCCUGGGACUCGGCCAGAGAGAGACUGCAUGGAGCUGCUGCAGGACGCCGAGCCUUUAGACUUCAAUGCCGAGUCUCUGACGGACGAGUCUGUGGAGGCGGAGGCCACCAGACACGCCGGAGGACGAUAUCUGUCCAUGUCGUCGUCUCGCAGCCGAAUAUUCGACGACGUCUGACGGAGAGUUCCGACGUGAAUGAACCACAUGAUGGAUGCAUGGAAACUAAAACACGUCUUGAUCAGGUUUGCCGUCCGGCUCGGCUGCAGGUGAAUGAAGCUCUUUAACGCUGUAAAAGCUCCAUAAAGCUGGAGCUGCAUGUCUGCACGUCACUUUAACCAACGGCUCAGUGAAGGUCUCUUUUAUUUAUUAUUUUAUUCUUCCUCCUGAAUGUUUUAUUUAUCGGUGUGUCGGACAGAACAGACCUGAUUCAUCUUCUCUUCCUCCCAGUGUCUCCUUGAUUCCUUCAGGAAGCUUGUUACAUAAUAAAUCACUACUGAAUAUUUCCUGUUGUGAAAAGUAUCAGAGCAUUAUACUUCUAUAAUUCAGUCUUCUCCACUUUAAAUGAAGUUGUACACACUGUUUCUGUCAGUCGACAUGUUGUCGCAGAAAUCAUUGCCAUAAACGAUAUUAUUGUCAUUUUAGGGUCAAUUUAUGCAGCUGAUACAAUAAAAAAUAUAACAGGUCAAGUCCACCCUUUCAAAAAACUUUUCAUCUUAACAAUAUGAAAAAACCUGAAACUCUCUGAAUAACAGCAGAGAGCAGAAGUGAUGCUGAGAGCUGCUGUUUGCAUGAAGACAUGAAUUAUCUGCUCCUGACCAACAUCAUCCGGACAGCUGUGUUCCUCUCUGCAGACCAGGGAAUCAAACCCCUUUUAUAAUGCUUCACAUCAAAACUCAUUUGACCUCUUGUGUUGUGUGUAAGAGCAGUAGCAACCCAAAAUAAAGUGAUUUGAUGUGAAUAAACGGAUCUAAAGGAUGAAGCUGAGUCUGUUUGCAGGAACACAACAACACUGCUGUUAAAAUUAUGCUUUUCACACAGACAGCAACAAUCAUGUUUUCCUCUCUUUCUAAACCACCAGGGACAUCAGCAGGUUGUCACUAACUUGCUGGAGUUAAAUGUCAAUGAGAGAAAUUAUGCAGAUUUCUGUGGACGCUGUAGUUCAGUACAAAGUAAACGGUUCCAUCAUAACAGAGAGAAGUCUCAACAACUCUCAGUAUUCAGAUUGAUUAGUUAAACUCCAGGUGACAGAAAAAUAUGUUGUUUUAUUUAUUUUGGGUGGAGUGUCCCUUUAAAACAGCUUGUUGCAUUAUUUUCAGUUUCUGUGUCAGAAGUGACUUAAAAAAUAACAACAGAACUAUUUCUGAUGUAAACUGCAUUUAGUUUCCAAAGUAAAAUACCAUUUAAAUUUGGUGGCGGUUAAAUAUUAAGUGUUCUAGUUAUGAAUCAAUCAGCUGCUCAUGCCUCAGACGAUUUCAUCAAAACGUGGGAGAGCACAGACAAAACAACAGGUUUGAGUAUUUUACAACGUACUAUAAGAACGUGUGUAGCAGAUAAUUCAGUCAGAACGCAGACCACACACUUAUAUAAACGAUCUCCGAGUUUAAAUUCCAGAGAAAAAACACAUUUCUGAGAAGAUGAAAAGGAACGCUGUAGAGGCUGGAGCCGCCUGCCGAACCACUGCCCCCUAGUGGUUAAAGUUAAAGGUUAAAGGUGGGGAUAGGAACAGAACAACGUGAGGGCAGGGUCAGACGACGAUAACAUGUUGGAGACGUUUUUGUUAAUAUUCCAUCGCUGUUCCUUUCACACAACAUCAUCAUCUGCAAAGAAAAUCACUUCUGAACAGCCUUGCAUGGGGAACACUAUUAUCCUCCAACGUAAUUAGAUCAGUAACAGUUUAUCUCAGAGCUGAACACACGAGCUUCCUUCAUAACAUCAACGUCUUAAUUCUGCAGCUUCUCUUGUUGGUUCUGUUUGAAUCUGGUCAGAUGCAGAUUUGGUUCCUCUGAUAUUAUAUGCAGCAUUGGACUCCAGUGGAGGAACAUUCACAAUAACUCCAGAGUGUUGUGAAGUCUAAAAGUCCACAAUUAUUGAACAAAGAUCAAUGUCAUCAUUCCCACAAUUCACCUUUUUAUCCAACAUAUAAUCUGCUUCAAAUCCAUCAUUUGUUGCCAUUUAAACAUUUUCACUGCGUUAAAAAAAGACAAUGUUAUUAAAAAUACAAGACAAACAGACUUGAUCCAGAUUGAGGACUUUGUUUAACCAUUUAUACAUUUUUGAGAAUAAUGAUGUCAUUUAAUAUGAAGAUUAACAUUUAAAGCUUUAUUUUGAAGCCCUUAACAGGAUGUAGGAGCAGACACUGUGCUGUUGUUCUGGUCUCAUCUGAAUCUGUUGACUUUUUAAGGUUUUUUUCUCCACUUUGUGUUAAAAUGGUUCCAGAUGUGCCAUUUUUUUAAAAAACAGUCACCUGGAAGUGAAGCGACAGAUGUUGACCCUCCAUGAAGUGUAAAUACAAGAACAAGACAAAGAGAAGUGACCUUUAAAGGGCCGUACCUGUGACUAUCAUCAUGUUAUCAACCUGAGAUCUCAGUGAAAUCCUCUGAGCAUCACAUGUUCUCAUUCUGUACGUUCAAUAGAAACUUUUACAGCCGUCGUGUGUGCACACGUUUGCAACAGAAGUGGCGUUUUGCCAAUCAUGCCGACGAGGUGGUGAGCUUAAAACAUUUACAUUUACAACCGCAGCAUCAACAUAUCUGGUUGUUGGCGUUCAGCCGUUAAUCAUUUUCCAUCAGCGUAGUGAAGUUCAGCUUCAGAGCAGCAGGAGUGACCCUGUUAACUGGAGACUUGGAGUCAUGGAUGAUAAACACACGAGUAUGUGUUUAAAUUGUAUUUGGAUGGAUGGGCGGAAAGAUAGAUAGUCUUUAUUGUCCACUGUGGUGGAUAUUUGUCUUUGGUUUUGUCCAUUUUAGUUAGAUUGAAGCUUUUUCUUCAUGUUAGUGUUUUCAACAGUCACUGUCACCACGAGCAGUUUUCCGCUGAGUCUGGGCUAUGUGUCAUUUAAAAAAUGAAGAUAAUUACCUUAAAGUGACAGUAAUUCUAAUAGAGUUCUUUAUUGAAUUAAUUGAAUACCUUCUCUACUGCCAGCUGUGUAGAAUCCACUGAGCUCACCACAGACUGGCUGCUGCAGCAGAGGGCCGGCCGAGCACACAUCGCGUUUCAUCGGCUGCAAGACAUUUUUUACUAGAUCCGGUCUCAGGUUUGAGCUCCAAUACAAAGAGUCUCCAUAAAACACGUAAACUAAACACUGUCUGUUAAACGAGCUGAGGGCCACUGGACUCAGGACGCGUAACGAUGCUUUUUAUAGUUCAGUAAACUCUUAUUUUUGGUCCUGAUAUGUGACGUUUAGUGACUUUUCCUCAUCCUGAUUCUUCCUGAAACAGAAAAUCGGGUUGUUUCAGUUCUGUGGUGAUUAUUUCUGUUGCUUGACAAUCUAUCGCACUCACCAAACUCCUGUUGCCAACUUGUGUGCACAAGUAUGUUGUCAUCGUUUACAAACUGUAAAAGCUUCUUAGCUUAGCUUAGCUUAGCAUAAAGACUGAAAACAGCUAGCUUGGCUCAGCCCAUAGCUACGAGCAGACGCUGGUAGGUUGAGUUUGAGGCGUGGAAAAUGUUUGACUUAAAAACAUUUGACGGGAAAACAUAGGUGUGGCCCUUUAAACUUGUUAGCGUGUAGCGUUAGCUCGGUGUGGGUGCAGAGAUCCUGCUGGCAGGUUCAGCUGAGCUUCUUCACAUGAAGUUGAUGAUGAGCAGGAAACUGACCUGAGAACAGUGACUGUGUGUAAAUAUGUAUGAUAUCUUUUUGUAUUCUAUGGGCUAACAAUGCUUCACACGGCAUCAGUGACUUUGUAUUUAUUGUGUUUCCUGCAGCUGGUAACUUCCUCACUGUGUUCCUCAAAUCUCUGUCAGACUGCUGAUGAAGUGUUUUUUGUUCUGAAUAUUUAUUGAUCUCAGCACAGAGUAGAUAGAACCUAAAGAUCUCUUUGUUGUAGUGAAUUAUUCUUGGAAAAGAUGAUGUUUGUGUUACUCUGCUGCCAGUGUUGUCAAUAAAAGUGAUCAUGUUGCAAA
This is a messenger RNA of Centropristis striata (black sea bass), 6227 nucleotides long. It is a transcript of the gene lmbrd2b, whose product is annotated as LMBR1 domain containing 2b. The transcript is spliced from 18 exons. The coding region runs from base 171 to 2282 and encodes 703 amino acids. Gene Ontology annotation, cellular component: membrane. Gene Ontology annotation, biological process: adrenergic receptor signaling pathway. The record is from RefSeq and is a predicted model, not a curated record. Lineage: Eukaryota; Metazoa; Chordata; Actinopteri; Perciformes; Serranidae.